Molecule: messenger RNA, 1367 nt
Organism: Ilex paraguariensis (yerba mate)
Lineage: Eukaryota; Viridiplantae; Streptophyta; Magnoliopsida; Aquifoliales; Aquifoliaceae
Source: the annotation of a GenBank genome assembly
GCGAACACAAGCCAAAUAAUCAAACAACCAAACACUGACCACAAGCCAGCGAACGCAAGCUCCCACACAUACCAAUCAGGACAUAAUCUCUAUCAUCCCCAUCAACCCCAACUUCAUAUUCCCCCUCCGUUCCGUCCAAUACACAGCGAAGACUACAAUGGAAGCCAUUGGAGUUCUGAUGGCUGGCCCUAUGUCGCCUUACCUCGAGAAAGAACUGGACAAGCGGUUCAAGCUCUUCCGGUUCUGGAACUUCCCUCAGAAAACCGAAUUCUUGAAAGAAAACUCCAAUUCGAUCCGGGCAGUCGUCGGCUACACCACGGCCGGCGCUGAUGCUCAGUUGAUUGACUCGCUGCCCGGUUUGGAGAUCGUCGCGAGUUACAGCGUGGGAUUGGACAAGAUUGAUUUGGAGAAGUGUAAGGAGAAGGGGAUUAGGGUGACCAACACGCCCGAUGUGUUGACUGAGGACGUGGCGGAUUUGGCGAUCGGAUUGAUUUUGGCGACUCUGAGAAAGAUGUGCGAGUGUGAUCGGUAUGUGAGAAGUGGGUUGUGGAAGAAAGGGGACUUCAGAUUGACUACUAAGUUUAGUGGCAAAUCAGUUGGUAUUAUUGGAUUAGGCAGGAUUGGCUCAGCAAUUGCUAAGAGAGCUGAAGCAUUUGGAUGUCCAAUCAGUUACUUCACUAGAUCAGAGAAACCUGAUUCAGAAUACAAAUACUACCCUAAUGUCAUUGACUUGGCCUCCAACUGUCAAAUCCUUAUCGUUGCAUGCCCAUUAACCAGUGAAACCUGUCACAUCAUCAACCGGGAAGUCAUCAAUGCAUUGGGUCCGAAGGGCAUCCUUAUUAACAUUGGGCGAGGCCCUCAUGUUGAUGAACCUGAGCUGGUAUCAGCUUUAGUUGAAGGACGGUUGGGUGGAGCCGGCCUAGAUGUGUUUGAACAUGAACCUGAAGUGCCAGAACAGCUCUUUGGGCUUGAUAACGUGGUCCUCUUGCCUCAUGUAGGAAGUGCCACAGUGGAAACUCGUAACGCCAUGGCUGACCUUGUCAUUGGGAAUUUGGAGGCUCACUUUUUGAAGAAACCACUGUUAACUCCAGUUGUUUGAUUGGGAUGUGAAGGUAUGUCGAUUUAUGAUUGUUUGGAGGCUUCAUCUUGCUUGAAAUCAUUGCCUCCUGAACUUAGCAAACAUAUUUUGUGGAAUAACAAUCUUUAAUGUUAGUACCCAUGAUUUCUCGUAAGUUAUUUCUUACCAUCUUUAGUGCAGUCUUGUUGCUAAUUUCAGUUAAAAUGGCAAUGCAAUUGGAUCAUUCUUAUGUAAAGCAGCAUCAGGGAGCUCUUCCCAAUAUCGCACUUGGUUGAUUGCUAAGCUGGGA